AUGUAUCUUAGUUUUAAAUCACUCUUUAUAACUAUUUAAAAAUAAAAAAUAGGAAGAAAUGGAAGUAUUUUUUUGAAGAAUCAAAAUCUAAAUUUUGGCUAGCAAUUUAAAUCAUUUUUAUAUCUGUUACCAUAUAUAUUUUUGAUUGUAUUUUUUUACAACUAUUUUGAAAAAUCCUCAUGUGACUUGAUUUAUUUAUGUUAAGAACUACCAUUAAAAUCAAAUUAUGAAUAUAUCAAAUUAAUAUUUAGGGAAACUAUUUUGUUUACAACCAUAGAUUCAUUUUUAAUUUACUCACUUUUAAUAUGUUUUUGGAUUCAUAUUUCUCUACUUAUAACACUAUAAAUUAGUUUGUAGAUAUGAUUUCAUUUAAUUUUAGCUACAUACUGAUAUCUGAAGAAGAGAUUAAAGAAAGAGAUAUAAGCUUAAAAUACCUAAAGUUACCUUAGAUAACUAUUGAUUAUAAAUAAAUAAGAGAACAAUCUUAAUCAAGCUUUGUAGGUUGA
Paramecium sonneborni is the source of this 506-nucleotide messenger RNA. The record is from the annotation of a GenBank genome assembly. NCBI's taxonomy places the organism in Eukaryota, Ciliophora, Oligohymenophorea, Peniculida, Parameciidae.